Neltuma alba is the source of this 2064-nucleotide messenger RNA. RefSeq names its product protein NRT1/ PTR FAMILY 5.6-like. Gene Ontology annotation, cellular component: membrane. NCBI's taxonomy places the organism in Eukaryota, Viridiplantae, Streptophyta, Magnoliopsida, Fabales, Fabaceae. The transcript has 3 exons. Gene Ontology annotation, biological process: transmembrane transport. Gene Ontology annotation, molecular function: transmembrane transporter activity. The record is from RefSeq and is a predicted model, not a curated record. The coding region runs from base 283 to 1869 and encodes 528 amino acids.
CUUACAAAGCUCGAUUCGGAUCAGUGGGUUGCUUAGAUACCUAUAAUAGAAUCUAGAAAAAGGAUACCGAGUGGAUAAAAAAAAUAUAGAUAUCGUAGUGUAGACUGUGUAGCAAGGAAUUUCUCAAGGCAACGGUUCCAGCUGUUUGUUCUGUGGACUGAAUAUUACGAGCGGUCUUGAGUGUGAAUUAAUUAUUAUUGUGUGUUUGCAGCGAUUGAGUUCAGUGAGAGAUUGAGUUACUUCGGAAUAGCGACGAGCCUGGUCAUCUAUCUGACCAAGAUCAUGCAUGAGGACCUCAAGACAGCGGCCAAGAAUGUCAACUACUGGACCGGCGUCACCACCAUGAUGCCUCUCAUCGGCGGCUUCUUAGCCGAUGCUUACUUGGGCCGUUACUUCACCGUCUUCGCUUCUUGCCUCGUUUAUCUCAUGGGUCUGGUUCUUCUUUCUAUGUCCUGGUUUCUUCCUGGUUUGAAGCCCUGUGAUGCAGCUAUGUGCACUAAACCUAGGAAGAUUCAUGAAGUGUUCUUCUUCCUUGCCAUAUACCUAAUAUCUGUAGGAACUGGAGGGCACAAGCCUUCCCUGGAGAGCUUUGGAGCCGACCAAUUCGACGAUGAACAUGCUGGUGAAAGGCGGCAGAAAAUGUCAUUCUUCAACUGGUGGAACUGUGGCCUGUGCAGUGGACUGGUUCUUGGGGUGACCGUAAUUGUGUAUGUACAAGACCGUGUGAACUGGGGAGCUGCUGAUCUUAUCCUUUCAGGGGUCAUGGCUUUGUCUCUGGUCAUUUUCUUGAUGGGAAGGCCUUUCUAUAGGUAUAGGGCUCCCACUGGAAGCCCUUUCACUCCCAUGCUUCAGGUCCUUGUUGCGGCCAUCUCCAAAAGGAAGCUUCCCUACCCUACCGAUCCUUCUCAGUUCUAUGAAGUUCCCAAGUCUCAGAGCACCAAUACUAGACUUCUCUGUCAGACCAAGAAACUCAAAUUUCUGGACAAGGCAGCAAUUCUGGAAAACAACGAUGGAAGCACAGCAGGGAAGCAGAGUCCAUGGAAGCUAGCAACAGUGACAAAAGUGGAAGAAAUGAAGCUGAUUAUCAACAUGAUACCCAUAUGGAUAUUCACACUACCCUUCGGAAUGUGUGUCGCUCAAACCGCCACAUUCUUCAUCAAACAAGGAACUACCUUAAACCGAAACAUAGUACUCAAUAACACCGCCUUCCAGCUACCCUCAGCCUCAAUCUACACCCUCUCCGCUAUCGGAAUGAUAAUUGCCGUAGCCGUCUACGACAGAAUCCUCGUACCCUUGUUCAGAAAACUCACCGGAAACGAACGAGGAAUCACCAUCCUUCAGAGGAUCGGCUUCGGAAUGGUGUUCUCUGUGAGCACAAUGAUAAUAGCAGCGUUAGUGGAACACAGAAGACUCCAAGUUGUUGAUAGAAAUCCAGUCAAAGGUUCACUUUCCAUGAGCGUCUUCUGGUUGGCUCCUCAGUUUCUGGUCAUAGGCUUCGGAGAUGGGUUCACUCUUGUGGGGUUACAAGAGUACUUCUACGACCAAGUGCCUGAUUCCAUGAGAAGCUUGGGGAUAGCAUUGUACCUCAGCGUGAUUGGAGCUGCGAACUUUCUGAGCAGUUGGGUGAUCACUUUUGUAGACCACGUCACAGACAAGGGUGGAAAAAGUUGGUUCGGGAAGGAUUUAAACAGUAGCAGAUUGGACAAGUUUUAUUGGCUAUUGGCGGCAAUAACGACAGUGAAUCUGUUUGUGUAUGUGUUCUUUGCUCGUAGGUAUUCGUACAAGAAUGCGCAGAAAGUCGCCGUGGCGGAUUGCUAUGAAGGAAAAAGUGAUGAUGGAGCUCAUGGGACGACAAUGGUUUCAACUUAGUUUAUUAUACCUCGUAUUAUAUACAGAUUGUAGUAUAUUGAUAUGGUAAGAUCAAUCCAUCCUUUGAUGAUGAGUUUGUUAAAUCUCGUUUCUUGGAAUAAGUAAAGCCUAUUGUAAUCACUUAGGAAGUGGGUAGUUUAUAGAGUGAAGUAUGUGUUAUUAUUUUGAAUACAGCUAGCUUUCGAGUUUAUGAUC